CUGGACUUUAAUCCAUUCACUCGCUUUCCCACCCCCAUCAAAGUCUCCUCUUCUUUUCCAGUCUGUCUGUCUCUUCCCCUUUGCACCCUGUCGCCUUUUGCUGGUCUUUUUACCCUUCAGCAUUUCCUUUUUUAACCUCUUGGAUUGAUCACUUCCCUCGCUUCCGUCAAUCCUCUUCCUCCUCCUCCUCCUUUUUUCCCCGUCCCUUCCCCCUCUUUGGCCCUCCCUGGAACAUAGUCUCUUCAGUUCCGUUCUUAGCUGUGGCUUUCCUUCUUCCAAUUGCCCGUUGCGCAAGGAGAGACCGCUUCUUCAGUCUUCCACUUUUGGGGCCUACAGCCUUGCAAAACCCAACCGAGGUCUCGAUCCACUCCUCAUUCAGGUCCUUUUGCAAAGCUUUGCUCAGUCUUCCUUCGACAAACACUCGUUGCCAAGUACCGUCUUGCUAAUUACACCCUUACAACCCUUUCAAUUCUUCCCCACGGGACGAAACGAACCCCCCCGACACGACCGCAGACGGACCUUGCUAGCUUUCAUCCCGACUGACAGACAAGCCAAGUCCCAAUCUCCGUUCUCGACUCGAUUUCCCCCCCGGUUCGCUUCUUCUGCCACAGUGUGAAGAAUCACCACCUCGCCUUUAACUCGACAUUCGCUUGAAGAGAGAAAGAGAAGAAAAAGAAGAAAAAAAGAAAGAGAGAAAGAGGGUCAAAUACUUAUAAACGUCACGUUGGUCGAUUACGAUAGCGAUAUUUAAUAGCUCUAUACAAAAUCUUCCUUUGUUCGGCUUCGACACGCUAGGAUCGAUUCCCUCCACAUCGACCAACCCCUUUCGGCCCCCCCUGCCGCGAAGCAAUUGUCUUUGCUCCAAAGAGACAAGGACAAAACCAAUCCGGCCGCGGUCACCUUCGAGCUCUCCCGGCUGCCUUGGCACUCGACCGUUUCUUUCUCUGAAUCCGGCUUGCCUCUUUGCUUCACUUCUGUCGACGUCCAGUUUCCUGGCUUCGACAAUACAUAACCGCGACACUUCGAAUACCUUUUGUUUCGGCAGCGUUGUGGAGCAUCACGGUGACAGGUUUUAGACAAAUCUGUCCGCCAUCUUGAGACACCGUGUAUACUUACCCAGCAGUCAUACUCUCUUGUCGAGUUUUUGGCCGCACUUUCUUGUACAACGACUGGUACAUUCCAUCGCGUGUAUAUUCUUCUCGGUUGUGCCUUUACCAAGGGGCACGUUUAAUCCUUCAAGACGGCGGUUCUAUCUCACCUUUCUCGGGACUCCUCUGUCCCGGCGCACUUCCUCGGGAUGCAAGACUACUCAGGCCACCAGGGUGGGCACAACGGCCACAACGGCCAGGGCCGCUUCGGCCACGCCUCCAAGCCUUCCAAUAGCGACACCGGCUUCUCCCACGGUGCCUUCACUUCCAACAUCUCCGGCUUCGCCGAAAGACACCCCCGCCGCGGCAACAUUCCUUCGAUUAAUACGCAGCCCAUGCAGCAGCAGAACUCCCACCACAAUGUCAAUGGCCAAGACCUGACCAGCCCCGGUACCGCCUUCGACAUGCAGUUCACUCCUUUGCUGCCCUCUACCCUUCUCGUCGGUAGCCCUUUCCAGCCGGGCACCCCCGCUGGCUUCGCUAGCCCCCAAUUCCAGAGCAUUCCUGCCUUCCAGCAGCAACAGCAGCAGCAGCAGGGUUACCAGUCGCAGAACGGCGCCGCCAGCCCGGUCCAGCAACACAUCUCCCCCCAGAUGUAUCAGCCCAUCGUUUCACCCUCCGCUUACGGCGCGCCUCAGUUCUACGCCCCUCAGUCGCCCACGGGUUCUUACAACAACAUGGCGCAGAUGCAGAUGCCUGUCCAGCCGCAGUCUCCGGUCAACAUGGGCCCCGGCAUGGUGACCGGUACCAGCCGCACCGUUUACCUUGGCAACAUCCCCCCCGACACCUCUGCUGAGGAGAUUCUUGGACAUGUUCGUAGCGGUCAGAUCGAGUCCGUGCGGUUGCUCCCGGACAAGAACUGCGCUUUCAUUUCUUUCUUGGACGCGAGCUCGGCCACGCAUUUCCACUCUGAUGCCAUCUUGAAAAAGCUCUGCAUCAAGGGGCAGGACAUCAAGAUUGGCUGGGGCAAGCCUUCGCAGGUUCCUACGUCGGUCGCUCUCGCUGUUCAGCAGUCUGGAGCCUCUCGCAACGUUUACCUUGGCAACCUGCCUGAGGAGGUCACUGAGGAGGAGCUGCGCGAGGAUCUUGGAAAGUUCGGUGCCAUUGACACCGUCAAGAUUGUGAAGGAGAAGAACAUUGCCUUUGUGCACUUCUUGUCCAUUGCCAAUGCUAUCAAGGCCGUCGCCCAGCUUCCCCAGGAGCCAAAGUGGGCGGCUCCGCGUCGUGUGUACUAUGGCAAGGACAGAUGCGCCUACGUCUCCAAGACCCAGCAGCAGAACGCCGCUCAGUACCUUGGUAUCUCGCCGGGCUAUGCGCACAUGCUCAGUGGUGCGGAUCGCGAUUUGAUUUCUAGCGCCCUGGCUCAGCAAUCCGUCGCUGCCGCCGCCGUCGCCACCACCGCUGGCGGUCUUAACAACCUUGGAAACCGCACCAUCUACCUCGGCAACAUCCACCCCGAGACUACUAUCGAGGAGAUUUGCAAUGUCGUCCGCGGAGGUCUGUUGCACCACAUUCGCUACAUCCCCGACAAGCACAUUUGCUUCGUUACCUUCAUCGACCCUACUGCGGCCGCGUCCUUCUUCGCCUUGAGUAACCUCCAGGGCUUGAUGAUUCACAACCGCCGGCUGAAGAUUGGCUGGGGCAAGCACUCCGGUGCCCUCCCCCCUGCCAUCGCUUUGGCCGUCAGUGGUGGCGCUUCUCGUAAUGUCUACAUUGGCAACCUUGACGAGACGUGGACUGAAGAGCGCUUGAGGCAGGACUUCUCCGAGUAUGGCGAGAUCGAGCUCGUUAACACGCUUCGUGAGAAGAGUUGUGCGUUUGUGAACUUUACGAACAUCGCCAACGCCAUCAAAGCGAUUGAGGCUGUCCGCAGCAAGGAGGAGUACAGGAAGUUCAAGGUCAACUUUGGCAAGGACCGCUGCGGCAACCCGCCUCGUCAGAUGCAGCAGCAGAACAACUCCCGCGACAACCAGGUUCCCUCGCCCCAGGUGAAUGGUGCCAGCCAGAACGGAAACUCGCCUACUUCCAACGGUGCCCCGGGUCUCCCUGCCCUGUUCAGUCAGCACAACCCGUUGACCAUGUACCUUAACCACGUCAGUCAGCAGGCUCAGCAUCACCAGCAGGCCCACCAGCAGUCUCUUGCUCCUUACCAGGCCGCCCUCUUCGGCACCGCUUCGUCCUCACCCAACGAGCAGUCCGGUAUGAGCCUCGAGGUCCCUCAGGGUCCUUCCAUGUCCGGCCACCAGCAGUCUGCCAGCAUCUCCAACGUUAACGGCUUCAUGUCCAACGGCUCUGGCGCCCCCACGAUGAACGGUCUGCUUGCUCCCGGACGAUCUUCACACAAUCGGGCUGUGAGCUUGCCCGUCCUUGCCCCUGGCUUCGAGAACGGUGGUACCAGCCCGAACAGCCUUCAUGGUAGCAAUGAGGGUAACGGCGAGAGGCGUGGGCAUCAAUACCAGGCCAGCUACGGCGGUAUGGGUGCCGGAUUUGGCUUGGCCAUUCAGGGAAACCUCAACCAGUGGGUUGAGGAGGAGGUCGCUAACUAAGAUCUCUAACGUCAAUGUCGAUGUGAUACAAACUUUUGAAGCUUCUCGAAUCGAUCAGUAGGGUAAUAUAAGGAGGGUGGGGGAGUUGUGUUGUUCAUUCGCAGCGAGAGACUACAUGAUUAAGCAUUUGGGAUCAGCGACAAAGGGACAAAUACAUGCCAACGGAUAGGCAGGUAGGGAGGCAGGCAGGCGGUUUUUGUUACACUUGCAACAAAUGAAUGAGCUAGGAUGUGGUUGUGUAUACGAAUCGUUUGCGAGCCAUUUACGAAAGAUCUCUGCAAGGGAAGGCAAAGGAGGGGAUGGAUGGGUUUCUGAAAGAAAAUGAAAGAUUGAAAUAUCCUGUUGUAAUUUUUCUCUUCGUUCCAUUCAUGUUCUUUUGGUCCUUUAUUCUUUUUUUCUAUCUUACUUAUACUUGCUUCGUUGUUCAUGUUAUGUUUUUUUUGGUUGGAUUGGGUUUCACACCCACAGAAGCGGAAGUCUAUAUGAAGAAGAAGGAAUCAUCACACACGUUCAUCAUCAUCAUCAUCACACAAAGCUGGUGUUUUGCUUUGCUUUGCUUUGCUUUGCUCUGCGUCAUGGAGGCCGCCUUGCUUGGUACUACACUCUCUGUCUGUCCCCGUUAUGAUGCUUUUUGACGAUCUCUCCAUGUUUUGUCCUGUCGUUGUUGUUGUUGUUGUAGUUUAUAUUGCUAUGGACUUGCUUAUAGUGGUUGACGUAUCUUCUCGAGUCUUUCCCAUUUUCCCCUGGCUUCGAGCCCACCCAGCCUUUCUUAUUGAGGGGGAAUAGCGGAAAUUCACCUAGACCUAUGUGGACAGUAGUGGUUGCCCGUAGGCUACGGUGCAAGCGUGGUUGGUACAAGCGUAAAGAUAGUUGUGCUCAGGUUGCUGCUUACUUGGUAUCUACCUAGGUCCGUAAUCGAGGGUGUGGGAAAAAAAAAAAAAAAUUAGAGUAGUAGAGCGCAUAGUGGGAAAACGGGUUGGUGGAGGUAGCUGUCAGUGUUGUAGCUGGGUGUCAUAAUGUGAGGGUAUGGACUGCCUGCCUGCCUGCCUGACUUUCUAGCUGGGCGGCUAUAUCAGAUCUCAACAGAUCGGGAAGAUGGGUCUGUCGUAGGUCGACAGAGGUCAUGGAAUAGUAACUGAAGAGUAGGUAGGUAUGUACCUUAUCAUGCACUGCCUUGAGACCGGCUAGUAUAGACCUAAACCAUUCAACAGAAGAAU
This is a messenger RNA of Neurospora crassa OR74A, 4911 nucleotides long. RefSeq names its product differentiation regulator. Gene Ontology annotation, molecular function: mRNA binding. The coding region runs from base 1298 to 3694 and encodes 798 amino acids. The record is from RefSeq and is a predicted model, not a curated record. The transcript has a single exon. Lineage: Eukaryota; Fungi; Ascomycota; Sordariomycetes; Sordariales; Sordariaceae. Gene Ontology annotation, cellular component: cytoplasmic stress granule. Gene Ontology annotation, biological process: mRNA splicing, via spliceosome.